AUGAACAAGUUCCACGUCUACCAGGCCAUCGGCCAUGGCAAGCACUCGACGGUGUACAAGGGGAGAAAGAAGAAGACGAUCGAGUAUUUCGCGAUCAAGAGCGUGGACAAGUCGCAGAAGAGCAAGAUUCUGCAGGAGGUUAAGAUUCUUCACUCUCUUGAUCAUCCAAAUGUUUUGAAGUUCUACUCCUGGUGCGAAUCCUCUGCUCACCUGUGGUUGGUUUUGGAAUACUGCGUAGGAGGGGAUCUGAUUAGUUUACUACGACAGGAUGGACAGCUGCCUGAAGAAUCAGUUUAUGAGCUUGCCUACGAUAUUGUCAAAGCUUUGCAGUACAUACAUUCUCAAGGCAUCAUCUACUGUGAUCUAAAACCAUCAAACAUCCUGCUGGAUGAAAAUGGACGUUCAAAGCUAUGCGAUUUUGGGUUGGCUAGAAAAUCAGCUGACGUAUCAAGGACUCCUUCAUUGCUGCCGCAAGCAAAACGUGGAACACCGAGCUACAUGGCUCCUGAGCUGUUUGAGGAUGGCGUACAUUCUUAUGCUUCUGAUUUUUGGGCCCUUGGAUGUGUCCUUUAUGAGUGCUAUACAGGGAAACCUCCCUUUGUGGGCAAAGAAUUUACGCAGCUUGUGAACUCUAUCCUUUCAGAUCCAACUCCACCCCUCCCUGGAACUCCAAGCCGUACUUUUGUUAAUUUGAUAAGCUCUCUCUUAAUAAAGGAUCCUGCUGAAAGAAUAAAAUGGCCAGAACUUUGUGGGCAUGCUUUUUGGAGAACCAAGUUCACUGCAGUGCCUCUGCCCCCUGAGCCUGCCUUUGAUAGUAUGGUGGCACUCCGUGCUAAACCAUGCCUCUCAGAGCAUAAUGGGGAUAGAUCUACCAAAAACAAGACUCCUCCAAAGCCUCGUGAAAAAGAUGCUAGAGGGCGUUCAAAGCAUGAUGAGAAUUCUGUUGUUGGCGCAAGAGGUUAUGAGACACCUACAAAAGCUGCACUAAGUGCUCGAAAAAUGCAGGCGAAGACUGUUGGAAGAGGAGUGGAGGAAAAACAUAAAGAUUCUUCAAAAGCAACAAGAGCUGUGAAUCUUCUGAGGCUCUCAAGAAUAGCAAAAUUGAACUUGCAGAAGGAGAAUGACAAGGAGAACUAUCGAAGGCCUCUGCCUGGUGGCCCAGAGAAUGAUUCUGAAGUCAAAAUAGAAAACACUGAUAUGGAGCUUAAUUUCAAUGAGAAUGCCGAAGAUGAAGCACAUGAAGAGCAAGAUGGCUCUGAGAUCCCUGAUUCUAGCCCUGCCGACAAUCCUGUAAGUGAAAAUCAGAAUCAGAUACAAGAGGAAGAUAUGGAAGUAGAUAUGCAAAUUGAUACUUCUCCUGCUCCUAAUGUGCCUAGUUCAGAUGAUCAAAGAGUACUUGAACAGGAAUCUCCUUUGGAUCACACUUCAGUUUCUACUAAUACCCCUGGCAGUAGUCCUCAGCUGAAAAUUCAAAGAACUAAGGAAAUUUCAGCACCUGCUCAUGAAUAUGACUCUUCAAAAUCACCUAGCAAUCUCUCUGAAAUGCUGUGGCACCCAUCUGAUCUCUCAGUCAGACCUGUAAUGCCUAGCAGAAAAGCAGAUAGAGCUGCAGAGACAUUUCCCUCACUUCCUUUUGAGGCCUUGCCAGCAUCUGAGUUUGUGAAGAUGUCGAAGGGGCAGCAGGAUGCAUUGAGCAAUAAAAUCGUAACUAUUUUCACAGGAAAUACAAGUAGUGGAGAGAAACAGAAUGUUGUUAGAUAUCUUGAAAUGCUGACUAGUAAUCCGGAUGCAGCAAAUAUCUUGACCAAUGGACCAAUAAUGCUUGUCCUUGUUAAAUUGCUUCGAGUCUCAAAGGCUUAUGCUUUGCGUGUUCAAUUUGCCUCACUUAUUGGCUUGUUGAUUCGGCACUCUACUUUCAUAGAGGAUGAUUUAUCGCACUCCGGAAUUAUUAGUUCACUUACCGAAGCCCUACGAGAUGGCCAGGAAAAGGUCAGGAGGUUUUCCAUGGCUGCAUUGGGUGAGCUGCUCUUCUACAUCUCCACGCAGAAUGAGCAGAACAAAGAUAACACCACAGAGUCUCCCAUGAAGGAUGGUCGUUCUGCAUCUACCUGGCAGUAUAAAGGCUUUUCCUCUAUUGCAGGUCCCAAAUUCAUUGAUUUCUCUGGUAUCAUCCGUUCUACGAAAAGGAGAGGAUGA
Molecule: messenger RNA, 2196 nt
Organism: Punica granatum (pomegranate)
Lineage: Eukaryota; Viridiplantae; Streptophyta; Magnoliopsida; Myrtales; Lythraceae
Source: RefSeq, a predicted model, not a curated record